Molecule: messenger RNA, 1185 nt
Organism: Magnolia sinica
Lineage: Eukaryota; Viridiplantae; Streptophyta; Magnoliopsida; Magnoliales; Magnoliaceae
Product: pentatricopeptide repeat-containing protein At4g21065-like
Exons: 1
Coding region: 1-1185 (394 amino acids)
Biological process (GO): RNA modification
Molecular function (GO): protein binding; RNA binding
Source: RefSeq, a predicted model, not a curated record
AUGCCCUCUAAAGACAAUUUCACCUUCCCCUUCACCUUCAAGGCCUGUUCCCUCCUCUCCGCCCUCCAAGCCGGCGCUUGCGUCCAUGCCCACCUCCUCAAGCUUGGUUAUGCUUCGGAUAUCUACUCCCUCAACACCCUCCUUCACAUGUACUGUCAAUGCGGCCGCCUCGACAACGCUCGUCAACUGUUUGACGAAAUUCCCCAACGAAGUGUUGUGUCGUGGAGUGCUAUGAUCGCGGGAUAUGAUCACAACGGGUAUGCCCGUGAGGCCUUAGGAGUGUUUGUGGAAAUGCUUGUGGACAAUGUGCGGGCCGAUGAGACCACGUUGGUGAGCGUGCUCUCAGCUUGUACCCGUUGCGGGUAUUUGAAUUUCGGGGAAUCGGUCCACGCCCACGCAAUCGUGAAUGGGCUCCAGCUUGAUCUCAUCAGCUUGGCCACUGCACUUGUGGACAUGUACACCAAGUGUGGCGCUAUAAACUACUCUCUGAAGCUAUUCGAUAGAAUGCCUGAUAGGAAUGUGCUAUCUUGGAGUGCUAUGAUCGGUGGGCUCGCUAUGCAUGGGCUAGGAAAGGAGGGUCUCAGGCUAUUCUCCCAAAUGAUAGAUGCAGGAAUUGAACCCACGCCGAUCACAUUCACACACAUCUUGAGUGCAUGUAGUCAUAGCGGCAUGGUUGAAAAGGCCCACAAAUACUUUCAAUGUAUGAGGGAUGUGUAUGAGAUUGAGCCGACGAUUGAGCAUUUUGGGUGCAUGGUUGAUCUCCUUGGACGUGCAGGCUUGUUGGACCAAGCUGUCGAUUUCAUCAGAACAAUGCCCAUGACGCCUACGGGUGCGCUCUGGAGGAGUCUUCUAGGCUCGGCUUGCACACACCGGAAUCUCGAUGUGGGUAAGUUGGCUAUGGAGAAUUUGAUUGAUUUGGAUGAUUGCAUUCCUGGCGAUUACGUCAUGUUGGCCAACUUGUAUGCACAAGUGGGCCAGUGGGAGGAGGUGGCCAUGGUGAGGACCAUGAUGAACAAUUUGGGAGUUAGGAAGGUGCCUGGUUAUAGUAUGAUUGAAGUGAAUGGUGUCAUUCAUAAGUUUGUGAUGGGUGAUAGAUCACACCCUCAUACAGAACUCAUCUACCAAAUGCUUGAUGAUGUUGUAGGGAUUUCUACACAUUGGAUCUAUGAGCAUGAGAAUGGAUGA